This is a messenger RNA of Venturia canescens, 3360 nucleotides long. It is a transcript of the gene smo, whose product is annotated as smoothened. Gene Ontology annotation, molecular function: transmembrane signaling receptor activity; patched binding. The transcript is spliced from 8 exons. The record is from RefSeq and is a predicted model, not a curated record. Gene Ontology annotation, cellular component: plasma membrane; cilium; dendrite. Bases 171 to 3110 code for a protein of 979 amino acids. Gene Ontology annotation, biological process: commissural neuron axon guidance; pattern specification process; smoothened signaling pathway. Lineage: Eukaryota; Metazoa; Arthropoda; Insecta; Hymenoptera; Ichneumonidae.
GAGACGCGCGUGUGGUCCGGCAGUCCGCUAGCAAGAUGCGAUGCGGCCGCCACGAAACUUGGGAGGAUGUGUGACGCUCUUUGUCCUCGUGUAGACGCCAAAGAGACGCUUCGAUGUAGCUUGUUUUGUUACUUCAUUCGUGAUAUUCGAAAUUCUCAUAAAUUCGCAAGAUGAUGCUCCGCUUGGUGUUGCUGACAAUCUGUUUCCACCGGUCAGUAAAAUCAGAGUUGGGUCACAGUUUUGGAGCAAACGCGAACGGCGAGAACGAGACGUGGAAAGACUUGGAACUGAGCCAUAGACACAGGGACCCUAAAUACCUGCUGGACAGGUAUCCCGUGGGAGAACUUCCGACGGAUUCGGCCGACUGUCGGAGACCAGCAAAAUGCAUUCAUAUGCAACAUGCAACUUGCAUGGGAACGCGACUGCCGUACACGACGACGACGAUGGAUCUUAUUCCUGGUUAUACCACUCAGGACAUGAUACAAGAAAAAUUGCGUUUGUUGCAAGGAGUGAGGCACAUUCCAAAAUGCUGGGCGGUCGUUCAGCCGUUUCUCUGCUCAUUAUUCAUGCCAAAAUGCAUUAACGAGACUGUCGAUCUGCCGUCUCACGAAAUGUGCAAAAUGAUCUCUGGACCCUGUCGAAUACUUUUCAAUCAUACGAUAUGGCCAAAUUUCAUCAAAUGUGACAACAAAAAACUUUUUCCUCGUUUUUGUAAAUACGACAUCAGAGAUCUGACCUUCAACACGACGGGAAAAUGCUUAAAGCCUCUCAUACCGAGUGACAAUACUCUCGCUAUUUUCGAGGGAGUCGAAGGCUGCGGGGUACAAUGCAGUGAUCCUCUAUUAACGUUCGACGAACAGGAACAGAUCCACACGAUUAUUGCGUGGGGCGCUGGCUUGUCCGGCACCAUUAAUUUCCUCACUGUGGUAACGUUUCUAAUGGAUUGGCGAAGUUCGAACAAGUAUCCGGCGCAAGGGAUUUUUUACAUAAAUUUUUGCUUUAUGGUAUCGUGCAUUGGAUGGCUCGCGCAAUUCAUGGGCAGCAGAGAAUUUAUAGUAUGUCGAAAAGAUGGGACACCAAGGAUAAAUGAGCCGAGCGGCGAAACCUUGGGCUGCGUUGCUGUUUUCAUUGCAGUUUAUUAUUCGCUUAUGGCUGCCAUGAUUUGGUUCGUCAUUUUCACUUAUGCCUGGCACAUGAGCUUUCAAGGACUCGGGAAAAUUCAGGACCGAAUUGACAAGAAGAAGGCUUACUUCCAUCUCAUUGCUUGGUGCUUACCAAUCGUAAUGACCGUGGCUGUAAUAACACUAGGCGAAAUCGACGGUAGCAGUGUCACCGGCAUUUGUUUCGUUGGUUACACCAAUAAAUACGCGAGAGCUUGGUUCCUUCACGGACCACUCCUCGUGGUUUUAGCUUUCGGUGGAUAUUUCUUGGGGAGAGGAUUGAUAACUUUAAUCUGUCUCAAGAUAAGCAGCCAGGAAAUAAUAUCGAAACGUGCGAGUAAAAAAAUCCGCGACAAUAUUGUGAGAAUGAUAUUGUUCUCGAUUCUGACGAUUAUCGCCGCUAUUGUGACCUUCUGGUGUUACGUCUACGAGUUUCAGAACUCUGAAGAAUGGCGACGGAGUUUCAGAAAUUACAUGAUAUGUUCAAUCACGACAAAAUAUGCAGAGGAAUCCGAGUGUAAAAUGGACUCGAGACCCAGUAUAGCUGUCUUACAGAUACAAAUCUUAGCACCGUUCUGCACGAGCGUUCUCAUGUCGUCCUGGGUGUGGAGACGAUCGACGAUAGAAACGUGGAAACGAGCCAUCAAAAGGACAUUCAAAUGUGACUACGAAGAGCCCGUGAAAUUGAAGAAGCACAAAGUUAUAGCGCAAGCAUUUGCGAAGAGAAAAACGUUCAACAACGCGGGUCGCUUAUCGAUAAGUUUCCGUAAUACGCACGAGGAUCCUGUGGGAGUGAAUUUCAAUUUGGAUUCGGUGGAUUCACAAGAUUUCAGUUCGGCUUGGGCGGCAGCAUUGCCGAAGCUUGUAAUACGACGAGAUGCGCUGGUCGGUGGUAACACGAGUUCAGUAUCGAGUAUACGUCGUAAUUCGGGCGAUUCGGAGAUAAGUUUUAGUCUAAGGAGAGUGUCGGUCGAGUCGAGGCGCAAUUCGUUAGAUUCGCAAUACUCGGUGCAAAUCGCGGAGGUCAAAGCAACGAGAAGCCGACGUACGAAGCGUAGACGAGACGGAAGUAAGUCAAAAACGUCGAAAAUCGGACCAGUCUUACGUCGCGGUAGUACAACGUCACAGGAGAGUCAAUUGGGCGCUCAAAUAUUGUCGGCGCUGACGAGCGGUGGUGUGCCGAUGAAGGGGGGCCAAGUGCCAAACAUGAAAAGACGCUCAGCCAUCACGGGCUUGGAUGACAAACUUUUGUCCAAAAUGACUGAUGAUAAAAAGCCACCCGGUGUUUUGCUUCCAUUUUUGUUCCCUGCUUGCAGUGGCAGCGAAGAGAAUCUCAGCAGCGUCGACAAAUUGGCUGUCGAUGAAGAAGCCAAUAAGCACAUCGACGUCGAGGCUGCAAGAGUCGAGAAAGACGAGAGCGAGAGCGAGGACAGUCAACCCGACGAAACAACGCGGCUGAACCUCCCGGAGGAACCUCGCGAACGCAGUCGUAGCAAAACUAGCAACAAAAGCUCCAAAAGCUCCAAAAGCUAUUCUCACGAAACCGGCAAACGUAGUCGUGAACGACCCGAAAGCAAAUAUUCCCUCCCGAGAGAUCCUCAAGACGAAACUUUGCUCAAACAUUUGCUCGAUAACACGAACGAUUCGAAAAUCACCAGUGAUAAAGAAAUCCUCAAAGAUACGUAUAGAAAAGCUUGUCUCGGCGAUUUGGCGUCUAGUUUAACGGAAUAUUGCCCCGAGUUAUGUCGAAUCAUGCGAACUGACUUGGACAAAAACGCUCGUGAAAUUUCCACCCAAACCUCACUGCCACUUGACAUCCUUGAAAUGGAAGAGCUCAAACAGAGCAUCGAUGAAAUUAUCAACAGUCGCAACUGCAGUUCCAAAGGCACACAAAUAUCGCCCAAGAUGAACAAAGUUAACAACCGACGGAAAGACGAUUCUUAUCGUUAAGCAGACUCAAACUCGUAUUGCCCAUUAUUACUAUUCUAGUUUGUUUUUUAUAAUAUAUUUUAUACAAAGUAAAAAAUUUGCAUUUUUUUUCUUCAUCCUAUAUGAGAAUUGGGAUUUGGGGAAUUAAAAAUUAGAUCUUGACUUUGUCGGAAUGUAACCAAGUUUCGCUUUCUCUUUAAAGCCUUCACAACCUACUCGCUAUUUUCAUGACGAAAAAUUUCAAUAAAUCCUAUGAUUGGUUUUUUUCACU